Phalaenopsis equestris is the source of this 1973-nucleotide messenger RNA. Its product is annotated as protein DEK-like. The record is from RefSeq and is a predicted model, not a curated record. The transcript is spliced from 10 exons. Lineage: Eukaryota; Viridiplantae; Streptophyta; Magnoliopsida; Asparagales; Orchidaceae. Gene Ontology annotation, cellular component: nucleus. Bases 190 to 1818 code for a protein of 542 amino acids. Gene Ontology annotation, molecular function: DNA binding; histone binding. Gene Ontology annotation, biological process: chromatin organization; regulation of double-strand break repair.
AAAGCCCAUUUCUUGAUUCUGCUCCAAAUUCCGUCUGCCCGCGCGACAUCUCUAAUCUCUAAUUAAAUUAAAUUCCAUGCUCGAAUCCGGGCGACGCUCAGCCGGAGGAAUCUCCCCCGAUUUCCGUUCUAGGGUUUUGUUUUCUUCACAUCGUCGAGACGGAGCUUGCUAGGGUUUUUCUGGGACCCUAUGGCAUUAUCUGACCAGGAUGCGAGCAAGGAUCUGUCUUCCGCCUCUGGCCAGGAGGCGGGUCCGCCGGAGGAAGAGUCAACGCCAGGUGUGGAGCAGGUGACGCAGAAGAAGAGGGGCAAGAAGAGGGGAAGGGAGGAAAAGGAUGUGAAAGAGGGGAGGAAGAAAAAGGCGGCACCGACUGCUUCGUCCUCGGAGAGGCCAUCAAGAGAGAGGAAGUCUGUGGUCAGGUACACGGCGACAGCAUCGCCAAGUACGUCAGCAGCUAAGGCUGUCAAGAUUCAGCGGGGUCCCGGGGAGAUACUCAAGGACAUCCCGAAUGUUAAUUUCAAACUGUCCAAAAGAAAGUCUGAUGAGAGUCUCCGAGUCCUCCAUAAAAUUCUUUUUGGAAGAAAAGCAAAUGUACAUUUUCUGAAGAGAAAUAUUCUGCAAUUUUCUGGUUUUGUUUGGUCUCAGAAUGAGGAGAAAGAAAGGUCAAAAGUUAAGGAAAAGUUUAACAAGUGCAACAAAGACAGGUUGCUGGACUUCUGUGAUCUGCUUGAUGUCUGUUCUUUAAAAGUUACCACUAAGAAGGAGGAGAUCUUAGCAAAGUUACUGGAAUUUUUGGACUCUCCACAUGCUACUAGAGAAGUUAUACUUGCUGAGAAAGAUACGAAACCUAAAAAAAUUAAGAAACAUGAAGUGAAGAAAGCCCGUAAGAAAACUGAAGGUCACAAGGAAGAUCAAAUUAAGGCUAUUGGCUCAGUUGACAUUAAUGAUGAAUCUGAAGAUAAAAUGGAUGCGGAGGAAACCACUGAACAUUCUAACAGUGAGGCAGAAGAGGAGAACAAUGUGCAUAAAGCUCCUGAAUCAACCAAAAUGUUGUCAGAUGGGGAGGAGAUUGAUGAGCAAAAGGAGCCUAAAUCCAAAGAGAAAUCCUCAGCAGUAAAAAAGGCCUCCCGUACUAAAUCUAAAAAAGGUUCAUCUUCAUCUGCUACAAAGAAGGCUGUUACUACAAAGAAGGCUGUUACUGAUAAUGAAGCAGAAGCCUCUUCAGAGAGUAAAGUAAGUAAGGGGAACAAAAUUCGUUCGAAGACAGACAAAAAGAAAUCAACGCCCAAAAAGGAUUCCAAGGAUAAUUCUACAGGAAAGGCUCCCCAAAAGAAAGUUGAGGCUGACUCCAGCUCUGGUGUGUCCCGUAGAUCAGAAAAAGUUAAAGAGAAAAGGAAGAGCAAUGCUGGAACUGCAUUGAAAGAUAAGGAAGGAAACAAGAGACAAAUUGAAAAGACUACAUCGAAAGAAGGAAAAGAGAACAAGAGAAAGGUUGCAAAAAUUGAAUCAAAAGAAGUGAAAGAAAACAAGAAACAAAUUGCAAAGAUGAAGUCGAAAACUGUAGCCAAGAAGAAAGGAAAACCCGAGGAUGCUUCUGGCGAACCGACUACAGAACAAUUGCAUGCUGUGGUCAGCGAGAUACUGAAAGAAGUAGAUUUUAAUGUUGCAACCCUGGCUGACAUUAUUAGGCAAUUAGGUGCUCAUUUUAACACUGAUCUGAUGCAUAGAAAAGCAGAAAUAAAAGGCAUACUGGAAGAGGUGAUUAAUAAUAUGACGGAUGAUGAAGAUGAUGAUGAGGAAGAUGGUGCGCAGGAUUGAGGUGUGAGAGGAAUUGAGUAGGGGGUGAUUUGUAACAUUUUUUUCCUCUUUAAUGCAAUUUUAGUUUUGUUUAGGGUGCAUGGUUGAAACUAUGCUAUGUUUGCUUCCAUUGUUAUUGUGUCCACAUAGUGUUUUUUUUUUUUUUAAUAUAUUUU